CCGCGUUUCGGUAUAAAAGACCCAAGGGACUCGUCUUUUCUCUUUUCGUUUCCUUCCUAUUUUCCUAUUUCCUAUUGUUCUUGUUCUUAAUCUCGUUCUCGCUCUCGUUCUCGUUUUCGUUUCUCGUUCUCUAUCCUUGGUCGCGUAUCUUUCUCUCUCUCUCUCUCGCGCGCUCUCUCUCUCUUCUUCUCCUUCACUCGUCACUCGCCUCUCUCCACUCCUCGCUCAGUCCCUCCCUCGUCCCACACACUCCUUCCCUCUCUCGCCUCGAUACCACACCAACAACUGCAUCGCUGCAUCCGGUCACAUCCACACCCUGGCAGCAACACACACACCAACACACACUGCCUUCACCCCGGCCCAGCAGUUCCUGCUCCAUUCAAAGGACGCCCUCUAUCCACUCACACCCCCCUUUUCCUCAACACAAUGCCUUCUCUCGCCGAACCAAAGACAUACUCGAGUCGAGCCCUUGAAAGGCUGUUUCGAGGCCCGGUCACCCAACAAAUGAUCGAUCACAUUGCCAGUUUUGCUAGCACGGUCAUUGAGUGCAGUCCCCCGCCUCCUGCACUCGCGGAUGUCUACAGCAGCUCCCUCCCCUCACCGUCAAGCACACCUGCCCGUCGCAGCAGCACUAGCAGUAGUAGCAGCAGUAGCAGCAGCGGCAGCAGCAGUGAGUCAGCGAUGGUGGCGGUCCCUCCACUGAACGAGUUCAUUCGGACUCUGGUCGUCAACUCGAACGUGCAGGCCUCGACACUCCUCCCUACGCUAGUCUAUCUCGAGCGACUGAAGUACAAACUUCCUGUCGCAGCCAAGGGCAUGCAUUGCACCUGCCACCGUGUCUUCCUCGCAAGCCUGAUCGUGGCAGCAAAGUACCUCAACGACCAAUCGCCAAAGAACAAGCACUGGUCGGCUCACUCGGCCGUCUUUUCCGUGGGGGAGGUCAAUUUGAUGGAGAAGCAGCUGCUCUCGCUCCUUGACUUUGACCUUCGUAUCACCGAGGCUGACUUGGCAUCGAGUCUACAAGGUUUCCUGCAGCAACAGACAAAGACUUUGGCCUCCGCGGUGUCCUCCACAGACCUACCGAGCGGCCGUUAUGCCCCACCUCCAUCCAUCAAUACCCAUCCGGUCCAGAAAUCAACCCAUGUCCCCUCAACACCUUCGCCCAAGAACAGCAUCACGCAGCCCUUGAACCAGCAGUGCACCAACAAGAGGAUUUCCCAGAGUCGGGCGCAGCCUCAGCAGAGCCGGACGCAGGUCCACAUGUUGCAGCAGCAACCCCAUGACGCGUUCCGGAGACGUCCCUCGUUGCCGAACCAGCCUUGUCUGGAGGACGGAGAAAUUAUGCCGGUCGUGAAGAAGGCCGUCCGCAGCCAUCAGAACCAUUACCCUUCACCGGACGGCGGGUCGGAGCAGCCCCCACAUCGGUUGCAGGACGAGGAGAUGAUGACCCCGGCCGGAUCCUCGCACUCUUCACCCGAGAAUGUCGGGCAUGGCAUUUCACUUCAGCGAUCAUGGACCCCGGCAUCGGGAAAUCUCUACGGCCGCCACUCGCUGCCACCCCUAGCAUCGCUGACUUAUACCAACCAGGCCCACGGCCACGUGCACCCGCAUGCCUAUAGUAGCAUGGCUCAUCAUGAAAGUGCCGGCCGCAACGGAACCUGGACGGGCUCGAGCCGUGCCAUGUGCUAAAGAAAAAAGAUUUUUUCUUUUGUGGUCCUUGCCCCCCCUCCUCCCCAUGCUUAUGCCUCUGUGCCUUGUGCUCCCGGGCAAAGUUGCGUCCCGUUCAGGACCGCUUGCAAUCAUUUCUUUUUUAUGAUUUCGCCCCUCUAUCCAUCCAUCCAUCCAUCCCAUCCCAUCCCAUCCCUUUACACGCACAUGUUUCGUCCCGUCUGCGUUUUAUUUUACCAGCGUCUAUGUAUUUUUAAUGUAGUCAUCCAAACCUUUUUUCUUCUUUGCUUGUAUAUUACUUCACGCCUCUCCAGCAGCCGAGAGUCACCUCCCCACCGAGCCAUAACCUCGGAUCCUUAUGAUAAAGAAAACAGAAACAAAAAAAAAAAAAAAAAAAAAAAA
Molecule: messenger RNA, 2070 nt
Organism: Gamsiella multidivaricata
Lineage: Eukaryota; Fungi; Mortierellomycota; Mortierellomycetes; Mortierellales; Mortierellaceae
Exons: 4
Coding region: 427-1689 (420 amino acids)
Biological process (GO): regulation of cyclin-dependent protein serine/threonine kinase activity
Cellular component (GO): nucleus; cyclin-dependent protein kinase holoenzyme complex
Molecular function (GO): cyclin-dependent protein serine/threonine kinase regulator activity; protein kinase binding
Source: RefSeq, a predicted model, not a curated record